AAUCGCAUUGAAGAAUUAACCUCUAGGGAUUCGACGACUUGGUAGAGAGAAAUGUCGUACCUGCUUCCACAUUUGCACUCAGGAUGGGCAGUAGAUCAGGCAAUCUUGGCGGAGGAAGAGCGCCUCGUCGUCAUCCGAUUCGGCCACGACUGGGACGAGACUUGCAUGCAGAUGGAUGAAGUGCUCGCAUCAGUUGCUGAGACAAUAAAGAACUUUGCUGUCAUAUACCUUGUGGACAUCACAGAGGUUCCUGAUUUCAACACAAUGUAUGAGUUGUACGAUCCAUCCACUGUCAUGUUUUUCUUCAGAAACAAGCAUAUUAUGAUCGAUCUUGGAACUGGAAAUAACAACAAAAUCAAUUGGGCCCUCAAGGACAAGCAGGAGUUCAUAGACAUUAUUGAGACAGUCUACCGUGGGGCAAGGAAGGGUCGUGGUUUGGUUAUUGCUCCAAAAGAUUACUCCACUAAGUACCGCUACUAAAUCCCUAAGGAAAUUAUUCCUUGUACUAUCCAACUAUUAAGAACUUGUUAUGAAAAAAGAAAAAAAGGAUGCACGCAUAAAACUUGGCUUCAGAUGUUUCUAGAUUGGAAUAUCCUGUUAACUAACUAGGAGUUCCUUGUGAUUGUAUGGUUUUCAUCUUUUGCCUUGUGCAUAGACAAUGUCUGACGUUUAUUUUGAGCUAAAAUCGUUGAAGUUUCUC
Messenger RNA from Manihot esculenta (cassava), 700 nucleotides. RefSeq names its product thioredoxin-like protein YLS8. The record is from RefSeq and is a predicted model, not a curated record. The transcript is spliced from 2 exons. Gene Ontology annotation, biological process: mRNA splicing, via spliceosome. The coding region runs from base 52 to 480 and encodes 142 amino acids. NCBI's taxonomy places the organism in Eukaryota, Viridiplantae, Streptophyta, Magnoliopsida, Malpighiales, Euphorbiaceae. Gene Ontology annotation, cellular component: U5 snRNP; U4/U6 x U5 tri-snRNP complex; spliceosomal complex.